AGCGGCGUUCCAGGGGGAUUCCCUGCUCAAGAACAUCCUUGAGGCGCUUCUGCUCUCCCGGACGGGACUUCAAACGGAUCCGGUUCAGUUCGUGCCACAGCUACUCGGGCGCCUGGAGGACAAUGAGUCUGCGAGGAGGAGGAGGAGAUCAAAAUCUGGAACAUCAAGGUCGACCCUCCACAGUUGCUACGCAAUGUGAUAGGUAAAGCUCAGUGCAGAAAGGUCGCGUUGUGUCAUGGUGACGAUUGGAUCGCCAUGAAAUUGGGCAACGGAAUAAAAGUAGAAGGUCUGCACACAGGACGUGUUCCACUGGGCCACCAGGAUGCGUUUUUUGUGACCGGCAGUGCGGGAGAGGACUCGCCCAACAUAGUCGGCGUGUAUGAUGUCGGCAGACUGGAAUACCGCGCCAUCCGAGAACUUAAGGUGGCCUGCAAUGCAAACACGAGGUUUUUCGAAGCAGACAACAGAUCAGUGGUCAUGGAAAUUUACGAUAAGUUUUACUUGUUUGACCUUGAAAAGAUGGACGUCAGCAUCGUGUUUCCGGGUCGAGUAGUCGAUACACGAGUGUGUAUCUUGACCAAACGGAAGCAACUCCUCGUGACGUUUGUCACGUUUUGGCAAGAACGUUAAACUGUACAACAUCACAAACGGCUGCAUUGACGCCAUAAUAAAAACUGGGCACAAGAAGGAC
Molecule: messenger RNA, 691 nt
Organism: Dreissena polymorpha
Lineage: Eukaryota; Metazoa; Mollusca; Bivalvia; Myida; Dreissenidae
Exons: 5
Coding region: 256-630 (124 amino acids)
Source: RefSeq, a predicted model, not a curated record